Sphaerulina musiva SO2202 is the source of this 926-nucleotide messenger RNA. RefSeq lists its product as uncharacterized. The coding region runs from base 54 to 767 and encodes 237 amino acids. The record is from RefSeq and is a predicted model, not a curated record. Gene Ontology annotation, cellular component: cytoplasm; nucleus. The transcript has a single exon. NCBI's taxonomy places the organism in Eukaryota, Fungi, Ascomycota, Dothideomycetes, Mycosphaerellales, Mycosphaerellaceae.
GCCACCUGAAAUCCCAUCCAGGCGGCGUAGAGCUCAUCUACCCAACCGCACCCAUGAAACUCUCUCCCGAAGACGUCCCCUCUCUCAUCGCAAACUCCACCGAAGACGGCAACGGCGGCCUCCGCGACGAAGCCUAUGGCUGGUGGACACGCGAAAACGACUCCGAACCCUAUCAAUACCGCGGAUUAGACAACGGAUUAGCCGCCAUCGCGGCCGUGCUCCGUGAAGAAGGGCCGUUUGAUGGAGUGGUAGGGUUCAGUCAAGGAGGUUGCGCCGCAGGGAUGGUCACCGCAUUAUUAGAAGAUGGGCGCAAAGAAGCGUUCAAUCGACAUUAUGCUGCGCAGGGAGGGUAUUGUUUUCCCGAGAGUUUUCUGGGCGAGGAAAAGGGGUCGACGGUGCAUCCGGCGUUCAAAUUUGCCGUGUCGUAUUCCGGGUUCGGCGCGUCGCGAAUGCAGCAGUAUCGUGCGUUUUAUGAGCCGAAAAUCGUUACGCCCAUGAUGCAUUUCAUCGGGAGUGUGGAUACCGUGGUCAGUGAGGAGAGGUCUUUACAGUUGGUGAAUGAUUGUGUGGGGGGCGAGGAGGCAGGGAAUGGAGGGAGGGUGGUCAGGCAUCCAGGGGGCCAUUUUUUGCCGACGUCGAAGACGAGUGUGGUGCCGCUAGUGGCUUUCAUUCGAGAGGUGAUGAAUGGGCAGGCGGGAAGUGGGAAUUCGCAUGGUGGAGCGGAGAAGGAGGAGGAGAGUGUGGAGGAUAUGGAUGUGCCCUUUUGAUGGGAUGCGAUGUUACGAAAAUCACGAGUGCACAUUGGGUGGGAUGCUUUCUUCUUUUCGGCACUGUUCAGAUCACGGCUCGACAUGGAGAAUGAAGAUAUGGGAGGCACAAGUUCUUGGUUCGGCACUGUUCAGACAUCCAAAGGCUGGCUAUAUAUA